GCAGCUCAUGUUUAAGCUUAGCUAGCGUUAGCCAUUCGCUUCCUCCAUAACAGGAACCCAAUGGAGACUACAGCUCACCCGGAGAAACUGUCUCCGGAGACAUUCACUGACUGAACGUUCCGAUCAUUUAUUCUUAAAGAUAAACCAGCUUAGUGUUGAAUAAUGGCGGAAAGCGACUGUGGCUCCGCUGACCGAUACGAGUUCGAUGCUCCGUCCCACGUCGUCGACUUGAAGGAGCUGGAGAAUAACGACGGUGAUGAUCAGUGGUUCGAACAACAGGUCGGGGGAGCAGAGGGUCGCCUUACUACACCUUUAAGACCUGACUGGCCCUUUAUGAGAAGCAAUUCACCCAACCUGCCCAAAGUCAUCGUGACUCCUCAAGUCAACACGGAUGUAGACAGUGGUCCUGGCACAUCCACAUCUCCACCUCCAAACCUUGUCACAUCCUGGGGAGCUGAGACUGCGACUCGGGCUAAUGGCCGACCAAAGAGGAGGACGGCGAAUCAACCCCCUGCCCAGCCGAGCAGGAUUUCAAAACAUAAAGUGACAACAACCGGUUCAGCUCCAACACAGUCGGCUGCACCACCAUCAAAGAAAUCCAAACCGAGUCCUGUUGCCAGACCAGCUCGAAAAUCCAGUAGUGUCCUCCGCAGAAGUGGACAGACAAAUUCCAGGACUGCACCUAAGACUGGGACAGUAGCUUCCAAAACUGGGAAGACAGAGCUGUGCAGCUCUGAAGAACAGGAGCUGGAGCGCAUCAGGAACCUCCAGAAGGAAGUGGCUCUGCACCGCAGACAGAACGAGGCCAGCUACAAAGCUGCUCUGGCUGGCAAUCCACCCCCGAAGAAGGUGGUCCUGUCCAUGACUGUGCCUAAAGAAUUCAAUUUCACCACAGACAACCGCAUUAAGGCGACUACUUCAUCCAGUACAGCAGAUAAAGAAGUGGACUUCAUCAGUCAGCUUCGCAAACAUUCCUCCCCAGUAAAGGCCAUGAAAGGUGCCACUAUACCCAAACCCUUCAACCUGUCGAGGGGCAACAAGAGAAAGGUGGAGGGGUCAGGAGCCUAUGUGCCCAUGGCUCAGCAGAUUGAGCAGUACCAAAAACGAACCCCUGACCGCUACCAUCUGCGUAGUCGCCAGAGUCAAGAGAGAGGGCCACAUCCAGUGAAGGGCGACCAGCUGAAGCUCACCCAACCUCAUACCCCACACCUGAUGACCCGCCAGAGGAGCCGGCCCACCACUGUGAAGAGCAGUGCUGAGCUGGAGGCUGAAGAGGUGGACCAACUUCACAAGUUUAAAUUCAAGGCUCUGGAGCUCAACAGGAAACUACUGGAAGGUGCAGAGCAUUUGAAGAAGCCAGCCGUGAAGGAACCCACAGUACCUGAAGGCUUUGAGCUGCAGAUUGAAAAAAGGCUCCAGGAGAGACAGAUUUCCAAGAAGUCUGAGGAAGAAGAGAGGCCACAUACCUUUAAAUCCCAGCCUCUGCCCAAAAGGAUCCUGGAAGGAGUCGUGGGAGUGCCAGAAAGGAAAGUUCUGCAUCCAACUGUUCCAGAGUCUCCAGCUUUUGCUCUGAAGAAGAGGGUUCGUGUGGAUCGCAAGGUCGAGGAAGUAAAACAGCCGUCACCAAUCAAGCCCCCCCCAGUGCCUCACUUUGGCCUCCCCUUCCAGCCGCGGCUCCCAGAGCACCACCAUGUGGAGGUCUGUCCUUUCUCCUUUGACGAGAGGGAGCGAGAGAGGAGGGCAAUGAAAGAAAAGAGGCUGGAGGAGAAGAGGAAUGAAGAGGUCCCUCAGUUCAAGGCCCAGCCGCUGCCAGACUUUGAGUCUGUGCUUCUCCCUGAAAAGAAGAAGCUGGAGGCCACAAAGCCGGAGCCCUUCAGACUUCUCCUGGAUGAACGUGGUUCUGUGAAGAACAGUCGCUGGGAGCAGAUGGUGAAAGAAGAGCAGAAGCAACAGGAGGAAGCAGCAACAUUCAAAGCCAGACCCAACACCGUCACUCAUAAAGAACCUUUCCUGCCCAAAAAGCCAGAGCGAGCUGCAGCAGUCACUCACUCUUCCACAGCUGUGGAGAACUUUGAGCUGUCGACGGAGCGACGCGCCCGGGAGCGCCAGGAGUACGAGCGACUGGUCAGCGAGAAGGAGGCUCUUAGUGAGCUCAUGGAGGAGGAGCAGAGACGAGAGGAGGAGCAGCAACAAAAAGAGGAGAUCACCAGGCUGCGGCAAGAACAGGUUCACAAGGCUCAGCCCGUCAAACACUACAAACCUGUUCUGGUUAAGAAGAGUGACGUUCCUCUCACGGUCCCUCACACUCCAAAGUUCUCUGAUCGUUUCCGCCUGUGAUCAAAACUUAUUUCUGUUGGAAAUGUUUGAAAAACCGUUGAAGCAGUUUUUUUUUUUUAUCUCCUUCCUGUUCAGCUUUAGAUUUUAACGACAUGCUGUAUAUAAUCUUCUUGCUACAUAACUCUUAAUAAAAGUCAACAAAAUUA
Hippoglossus stenolepis (Pacific halibut) is the source of this 2483-nucleotide messenger RNA. Its product is annotated as targeting protein for Xklp2. Bases 163 to 2337 code for a protein of 724 amino acids. The record is from RefSeq and is a predicted model, not a curated record. The transcript is spliced from 16 exons. Gene Ontology annotation, cellular component: spindle; microtubule. Gene Ontology annotation, biological process: activation of protein kinase activity; regulation of mitotic spindle organization. NCBI's taxonomy places the organism in Eukaryota, Metazoa, Chordata, Actinopteri, Pleuronectiformes, Pleuronectidae.